GCGCCACCCGCUGGUCUGUCCGGGACUUACAGCGACGAGACACGCUGAACACAACGGUCCCGCCCUGAAUUGAAACUUUGGCGGCGCCAGAAUCGAGGCGCUCGGUGUUAGACACAGCAACAGCCGUACGGGCGGGGUUUCUCCCCUUUUGGCCACAUACAAUUCAAUAGACUCCGCCCGUCUAUGUCCGGUGGUCGAUGUGAAGAAAAGAAACGCCCACUUGUGACACAGGAGCUUCUUUUCAAACCCUUCGUGCUGACGGAAGUAAACGAAGCAGAGAAGUUGGUCAACAACGAGGCUAAUGUAGCACAGUGUUUAGUGAAUGACACUUUAUUAGCUUGUAAGAAAUAAUAGUAACGGCACAUACAUGUAUAUAUAACGUUGCCAUACGAACUAACAGAUGUGUAAAUCAUAGCUAAUAUUCAUGUAAAUAUGGUGAGUCUGAGACUUAGCUGUGGUUAGCUAAUAGCUACUGUAACUCAAACAUGUCCAGUACAUGAUGAGUUUUUAUGGUCGCACCGAUGCUGCGAUGACGGACACACCAUGAGGAGAGAAAACACGUGGGCCAGCAGGUAACUGUUAAAAACUUCAGUGAGGAAGGAGCAGCUGCUGAUGAAGAGGAUGGACACAGUUUGGAUGGAGUGACAUCAUCCCAAGGUGGAGUACCAGGGUCCCCCGGACAUUUUGGCUCUGAGGGGUCAUGUCUGAAGACCAAGCAGAGCUGCUGGAGCCAGAGAGGGAUGAGAGCCCAGCUGCUCCCUCUGCCUCUCCCACCAGCCUCAUGGACACCUGUGCUCCUUCCAUAUCAAGUCUCUCCUCCGCCUCCGGCAGCUCCGUCCAUCAUCAAGCAGAUUUUUCUUCUUCAUCGUCAUCUUCCUCUGUCCUGUCUCUUACUCCACCCUUGCCUCCCUCUGUGGAGCUCUCUGCUGUGUUGACUGACACAAGGCUGACCCUGGAUGUGUACCAGGGGGGAGCAGCCGCGCUGCCCCUGCUGUGGGCGUCCGUCCCCCGGCAGCUGAGGGGGCUCCAGUACCUGAGACUGGGCUCUGAAGACAAACCAGGGCUGGAUGGGGCAGUGGACGUUCUACCUCAUCUGACAGAACUGCGGUCACUGGCUGUUCGGGGACACCGUUUUUAUGACUCGAGAGGUGACCCGCUGCCUGGCCUCCUCGCCACUCUGCCCUCAUCUGUUUCCGCCCACUCUCAUCUGGUGCACCUGGAUCUCUCCUUCAACCAGCUCUCCUGUCUGCCCUCCUCCCUGCUCAGCAUUCCCACGCUGUCCUCCUUGCUCCUUUGCCACAACCGCCUCUCAGCUCUGCCUCCAGACAUAGGCCUACUGUCCUCCCUCUCCUACCUCUCCCUCCUGGGGAACGAGCUGGUCUCCCUUCCUCCGAGUCUGGGUCGGCUGAAAGCGCUGCAGGCGCUGGACGUAUCGCACAAUCUCCUCCAGCAUCUACCUGAUGAAAUAGGUUCUCUGGAGGAGCUUGUUAGGCUGGAAUUGUCCCACAACAAGCUGAAAGAGCUACCAGAGACCUUGGGCUCUCUCCUUUCGCUCAGGGAGCUUUUCCUCUCCAGCAAUGACCUCCGCCUGAUCCCACAUUGUCUGAACAAACUGCCUCUGCUGAAAAUAGAUGUGCGUGACAAUCCUAUGGGACGACCGCUAACCCCUCCACCUCUGUCUCCUACACCUGAUCAAGCUGAAACAAAAAUCCCAGAGUUGCACCUCGGAUUGAAUCAGCACAGUUUCUGUGUUUCGUCUGCUGGCUGUCAUGUGUUUCUCCCCGGGGGGGGAGAGCUACUGUUCCCCCCGGGGUGCCUAGUGACGACCACCAGACUGCAGUGGGUUGAGAAAAGGCCACAAAAGAAGUGGGUGUGGUUGGAGGAGCAUGAAAUCCUGCUGAGUCGCCCUCUGGAACUGCGUCCCCAUGGGAUUACCUUUCUCAAGCCUGUGCAGGUGUGUGUGCCAUAUCAUCGAACAAAAAGAAAGCAGGUGGUCGUGCGGAGGUUUGAUGGACAGUCGUGGAGCACCCUGCCCACUGAUCUGAGGAGGGGGAGCGAGGGCCAUAGCAGUCACCCUGGAGGACGUCCCGCCAGGCUGGCGUGCUGCUCAGUGAGCCAAUUCUCCUGGUUUAUGGCAGUGUCCCGUCUAGUGAAGGACACUUGCUCCGUUACACCAACUGGAACGCUGCUGGUUUCCAGCUCUGACCCUGGAAUCAAGCUCCACUUCCCUCCAGACUGCACCGCACAGACCCGUACCAUAACACUACAGGUGUUGCAGGUGUCUGUGUCAGAGGUGCAGGCGCUGUGUGGUGACCCUCAGGCCAGAGUCAGCCCUCUUCUCUGCCUCUCCCAGACUCCCAACAUGCAAUUCCUGCAGCCAAUCAAAGUUCAGAUCCCUUUGCCACCCGGAGUCACAGGCCAUACAGUUGAUGAGACCUGUUUGCAUGUGCUCCACGGGGACCCCACUGCCCAAACCUGGACUGACAUCACAUCACAAGUGUCUCUCUGCUUCACUCAUUUGUAUGCCGUUUUCUACAUUACACAUUUCUCCUGGUACUGGCUGUGGUACACCACUCAGCGAUAUGUUAGUGGUGUGGCCAGGAAGGUCUAUCAACGACUGAAACAGUUUAAAGUCCAGUUCUUCGUCCUCCAGCGGAAGCAGGAUCCCUCACAAGUUUUGCUACAGUGUUUACCUUCUAACAAGGUGGAAGGCCGAGUACAGUCGUUGUCAGAGCAGUACGACGGACCUCAGCCGUCAGACCUGUGUGACCUACUUGAAGGAGAGCAGUUCUUCGCCGGCUUCGAGAGGGGCCUGGAUAUCAGCACAGACAGACCAGACUGUGUGCAAGGAAGACUGUGUUUCGUGUUUUACUCCAGCCUGAAGAAUCUGAAGGAAGUGUACAUCUGUCCAGCUCAGGGUCAGAGGGGGCCAGUGAGGGGACAAGUUUCCUUUUAUAGAGGGGACAUUCCCAGCAAUCUACCAGAGGAAGUAGCGAGAACGAGGAAAGGAGACGACAACCAGUGGCUUGCAACUUUGCUGCUAAGGCUUCCUGCUUUAAACUCAGACAACAGUUACAUCCUGGAGGAGAUACAAUAUCCUCCUCUGAACCUGGGUGACCCUGAGAGCGGCUAUCUGACAGAAUCCAACUUGCUGUCCAUCUCUCUUCAGAUAGGACACGAGUGGCGUGUUAUUGGCAUCAAUCUUGGCUUAAGCUACCAGGAGUUGGACCACAUCCAGUAUAAACACAGGGACAACCUGGGAGCAUUGGUGCUGGACAUGCUGUUCCACUGGGCAAGGAACGCAGGGCCAGGGGCUGUGUCCAAGCUGGUGGUUGCUAUGAUGGAGAGUGGCAGGAGAGACCUCGCGGAUGAGAUUGAGGAUAUUGUCAACAUAGGAAGGAGAAAGUACUCACAGUCACUGAGGAGAUUGGGCCUGGAGGCAGACAGCUCCCCCCUUGAAGAAAGCACAGCAGUAGAUGAGGCAGCACCCGCUACAGAUGGCUGCCGUACACUUGAGUAACCAGUUUGUUUAGAGUGCGCCCCCAUCAUCUCAUCCUGCUGUCGAAACAACUGUCUUGGAGUGCAAAACUCUCCUCUUCGCAAUCAUGAUAGUCGGCUACCAGCUGGCCGCAGCUUUUCAUAUACCCUGGAGAGGAACGAUCAGGAAUCACGAAUGGGAUGAACUGCAAGAAGAUGAUCAUCUGUGACUUUAUUUUCCCAACACUUUACACUCCUUUUCGAAACGGUCUCAACAUGUAAUUUGAUACUAAAACAGCUUGUUUCUUCUGAGAACAGAAAAAAAUAUGAAAAGUUAUGCUUUAUAAAAAUACUCACAAUUAUGAGAUACCAAACAACAAUUUGGACUUACUCUUAUAGGACAUCAUGCACAUUUACUCUGAUAAUAUUGUCUUAGUUGGGAUUAGUGAUGCAGUGGGUAGCAUUGUAGCUUCACAGCAAGAAGGUUCCUGGUCUGAGACCUGUUUGGGCCGGGGUCUUUUCGUGUGGAGUUUGCAUGUUCUCCCUGUUUUCUCUGUGUACUCUGGCUUCUGGGUUAAGUGUUAUUUUCAUUCAGUAUCUCAUAAUUAAGUGAAGACCUUGGUCUAAUGUGUCAAAAUUGUAUUUACUAUUUAAAAAUAUUGCAGGCUCAAUAUUGCAUAAUUGACGCACCACCAAAUGUUGACUUUCGCAUAUCACAGAUGGAUUGAUAUAUCAUAAUUCGUCAAUUAAUAUAUAACCAAUUUAAUAGUAAUUGUUUGACAUUAUAUUUCAAAAUUAUGGUAAGUCAAAAAUGUCACUUAUCACAUAAUUAUGACCCAGUAUCUGAAAUUGCCUCAGUAUUUCAUCUUAUUACUUGUUUAAUUACACUAACAGAACUAAUUUAUUCGAAUCCUUUCACCACUUACCUUUUGUUUCAUUUCUUGUCCACUAUAUGAUUCAUUUGUACGUGUCCAGGACACACAGAAGCCAUGGGACAGUCUCUUGAGGUCUGAAUAACCGUCAAAGUGCAGGACAAGGCAGUUUUUAACGGUUGAUUAAAAUAUCCUCCAUGUGUGCCUUUGGUCGCUGAGCAACCAGUCGAGCUACAACACAGACUCAGUGACUCGUGUUUGAUUUUUCUAAUGUAUGAAUUGAAUGCUUCUUGUGAGUAAAACUGAUACAAA
Messenger RNA from Hippoglossus stenolepis (Pacific halibut), 4661 nucleotides. RefSeq names its product p53-induced death domain protein 1 (gene pidd1). Lineage: Eukaryota; Metazoa; Chordata; Actinopteri; Pleuronectiformes; Pleuronectidae. Gene Ontology annotation, biological process: apoptotic process; DNA damage response; signal transduction. Gene Ontology annotation, molecular function: protein binding. The transcript is spliced from 15 exons. The record is from RefSeq and is a predicted model, not a curated record. The coding region runs from base 701 to 3520 and encodes 939 amino acids.